Molecule: messenger RNA, 1869 nt
Organism: Silurus meridionalis
Lineage: Eukaryota; Metazoa; Chordata; Actinopteri; Siluriformes; Siluridae
Gene: c24h19orf67
Product: chromosome 24 C19orf67 homolog
Exons: 8
Coding region: 135-1208 (357 amino acids)
Source: RefSeq, a predicted model, not a curated record
GCAGCACGAACAUCAAGGUUACAUGGAUCACGUGAUCGCUGAGCGCCGACGAGGAGCCUGGAUUCGGCUAAUACCGCGUUUCAGCUUUAAACAAUUGCGUUACCAGGCUAACAUAUUAGCGUUGUCGGUUAAAAAUGGCGGAGCUCGAGCGCGCUGCCGAGGGGCCGAUAGAGAAGCUACCGUUUAAGGAGGAUUAUAACACCGACACAUUAAAGAAAGAAGCCGACUGCAAUGCGGUAGUGCCCUCUGUCGGUGAAGAAGCAGACUGCAUGGAGGCGCAGCUUGCUUUCUGUUCAUUUCCCACUGAUCUGAAAUUACUGCAUAAUAAAUUACACCUCGUAGAAAAACAACUCCAAUAUCUACUCAGCAAAGUCGCCACGUAUCAGAACCACCUCAUCUACAGUGGAGAUCAUGCCCAGAAUGAAGCUUUUGCUCGUGUGGUGCCAAAAGUCCUGGAGAUAUGUCAGCCCUAUUUCGACUACAUGGAGUCUGCUGCCCGUAACACGGUUUCUGGCCAAUCACUGCCCAUGCACAUACGUAUUCAGUUGUUGCAGUUCUCCCAGCAACUGUGCAUUCAGCUGGAACAGCUGGUCUUAACAUACGCUUCAUACGGGUACCUCUCUCUGGCCGAGACUGACCCACUGGGUAUCUCUCAAUACUACAUUGGCCAGUGUCAAGUGGAGAACAUCAAGAUGUCAAUCUUCCGUUACUGUCAACCCACCCCUUUCCUGGCCUUAACCAGCAAUGAGCUGUACAAACGCAUGCGAUGGAACGUGAAGCGAAUGACAGGGACAGUAGGUGAAGUGGAAAAGAGUGAAAGGAGGACAGAAGGGAUACAAGAGAUGAAAAUAGGACAGGAGGCAAAUAGAGAGAAGGGGAUGGAAGGCAACAAUAUAGAGUAUUACUUCCUCUGCCAUGUGGACAUCCAUUUAGUGGAAGGAGAGGCACUGAGAGAACAGACAGAAAGAAAGCCAGGGGAGAAAACCGUAUUGAGGAUGUGGUCUAUCGGAAAGUGGGUACAGAUCUAUCCUGACCCAGACUCUGAAGACAUCAUUGACUGGGUGCUGUGCACAAUUCCUCAGGGUCAGUACAAGCCACUGGUGUAUCUGGGUGAGGAGGAGCCAACUUCCUGUAUUGCCACAGACUGUCUGCUGAAGGUGCUGCUUUCUCAGACUGAUCAAAGCAUCACACAACCUUUAAGACAAUGACACGGCAAGAAGUAGUCAGCCAGCCAGCCAGGCGUGAGAACAGCGUUUUUAAAAGUUCAGUAAGAAUUCAGUUUCUUUUAAUCAUAGUUCUAAUUAGUUUUAGAGAUACUAUCACAUGCUUUUGAUUCAGUCUUUUUCUGUGGCAGUGUUUUAUAAAUGUUACUCAACCCUUGAAGACAAAAUAAAUACAACAAUCUUCCAAUCAGCUUUAUUUUAUUUAUUUUUUUCCUUCAGCAUUGAAAUGGACAAACGGUAAAUUACAGUUUUAUCAAAUAAAUUGAGCUGCCAUGGUUUCAUAACAUCUACAAACCAAAUACAAAAAUACAUUCCUCCAUUUGAAAAUAAAUUACAAAAAUAUACACAAACUAGUACAGAACAAUAAUUAUAUUUCCACUUGUGCAUAAUGUGAUCACAGUUUCUGUAUUUCAUUUGUAACUCUGAUCCCUUUGUUUUUCUAUUGAUCCCUGAUUGUUAAUUACAGUGAUUCCAGUAUGUCUGGCAUACACAUUCCUUAAAUGCUGGCAUGAAGUUAUGAAAUGUGGCAUUCCACACAGUGAUUAAAGAAACAGUAGUACUGGUCUAAAUAUUACCUGGAGACUUAAUUCCCUGAUUGUAGUGUUCAGUGAUUAAUCUAUAGGAAUCUUGAAUAAAAAAAAUAAAA